Acanthosepion pharaonis is the source of this 726-nucleotide messenger RNA. NCBI's taxonomy places the organism in Eukaryota, Metazoa, Mollusca, Cephalopoda, Sepiida, Sepiidae. The record is from the annotation of a GenBank genome assembly.
AUGACCUUUCUUUCUUUGCAAACCUGUAUAACCCACUCCCUCAGCUACACGCUCUCUUUCUUUCUUUCUUUCUUUCUUUCUUUCUUUCUUUCUUUCUUUCUUUCCAUUUUUGCUUCUUUCUUUUCGCUUCUUUACGUCUUUAUUUUUCUCUUUAUUUCUUUUUUCUCUCCCCUUUUUCUUUCUUCCAUGUUAUUUUCUUUUCUCUCCUGUCUCUAUUCUUCUUUUGUUUUCUUCCGUUUUUGUUUCUUUCCCGACUUCUUUCUUUCUUUUUUACUUUCUUUCCAUUUUUUCCUUUUAUCCUGUUUCUCUCUUCUUUCCUUCUUUUUCCUUUCAACAUUUAUCUGUUUUUUUUCUUUUUCUUUUUCAUAUUUAUUCAUUCCUUUUUGCACCCCACUGGGCUUGCUAUUUCAUUUUCUCGUGUUAAUAUAUUUUGCACUUUCCUCUAUUAAUUAUUUUUAUAUUUCUCUCUUAUUCAAUCUAAUUGUCCGUUUGUUUCUUUCUUUCUUCUUUCAUAUCUCAAUUCUCUCGUAUUUUCUUUACUAUUUGUCAUACUUAUUUUUUUUUAUUCUCCUUCAAUUCUUUCUCUUUUGCUCGAUCAUUUCUUCAUCUCUUUUUCCUUCUAUACUUUUUUUAAGCCUUUUCUCACACGUUUAUGUCCUCUCUCUCUCUCUCUCUCUCUCUCUCUCUCUCUCUCUCUCUCUCACUUUGUUUCUUUUCUCUCUUUAA